AUGCCCUCCCUGUUUGAGCGUAUCAGCAAGAUCUUGGUCAAAGAGAUUGGAGCCGAAGACCUGAGGCCCAUGAGACCCCUGGAGAGCGUGAAGAAAUACCGCUCGCCGUCGAUACUACGGAAGAGGAGGACCCGCUCGGGGUUCUGGGAAUCACCUGACGUGCCGGCAGAGUACACCCUCACGGACUUCCUGGAGCCAGGCUCUUCAGUCCCAGAAAUUGAUGUCUCAGGACCGUUUCACCUCAGUGACUCUGUGGGCCAGAAGCAGAAGGCUUCUACCAACGUGACCGCUGGGCUAGAAGUGAAUGUGUCAAGGGAAGCUACUGAAUGCCGUGGAUCCUCCCUCCAGUUUCAAGUUGUUAGUAUCCUGACCCAUAAAUGGAAAGACCUUCAAAAGAGGAAAGCACUGGAUCCAAAGCUGUUACUGCUGGUGAAGUCCCAGGACAGAGGGAACAAUCUCUAUGUGGUGACAGAGACCGUGGAGCUGACCCAGAGUACUGAGCUGCAUGACAGCAGAAGUGGUCAAUGCCAGGGAGAGGUUCACAAAGUGACAGAGAAGAUGCUGACUCUGUCACAGGGCACGGUGUUGGCCUACAAGAGGAAGCAGCUGCUUUUUGAGGAGAAUGGCUGGGAUAUUCUCACCCCAGAUGACGACAAGCCGAAAACCUUUCCAGGGCGCGCCUGGGUGUUCAAGUCGGGAAACACAAAAUGGUUCACAGGUUUUAUACCGUUACCAGGAAGAGAAUGCAGAUUCCUCCUGCAAGAAUUUGAGCACCUACAGGAGGAGACUUUCCAGGAAAUGGAGGCCCUGUCCCUGCUCUCACAGGACGCUCAGGAUGCUAUAUUCCAUACUAUCCUGAACAUGCUUGGGAACCAAGAGGCUUUGCAGGACCUCACGGAUGAGCUGGAUAGGAACCCCUGGGAUCCUUUGGAUAGCUUUGGUGGCAAAAUCCUAAAUGAGAUGCAAGAGGACAUAAGAGACCUAUGGAUCCAGGAAAGAUUUCACAUCAUUUACCUCCUUGAAGCCAUAAUGGUGCUGAGUGACACCCAACAUGAUCUGCUGGCCCAGUCCAUGAAGAAGAAGAUCCUGCUCCAGCAGCAGGAGCUGGUAAGGAGCAUCCUGGAGCCCAACUUCAAAUACUUCGAGGAUAUCCCCUUCACCCUCAAACCUGAGCUCCUUGCCACACUCCAGGAUGAGGAUUUGGCCAUCACCUAUGGCCUUCUGCAGGAGUGUGGCCUGAAUAUGGAGCUGAACAGCCCCAGCUCAACCUGGGAUCUGGAAGCCAAGCAGCCCCUGUCUGCCCUGUAUGGGACCCUCUCCCUGCUGCAGCGGCUGGCAGUCAGUCCAGAGAGGCCUGCCCCCCCCCACAGUCUAUGCUGGGAGCUUCCCUAA
This is a messenger RNA of Enhydra lutris kenyoni (northern sea otter), 1392 nucleotides long. RefSeq names its product gasdermin C. Gene Ontology annotation, biological process: defense response to bacterium; pyroptotic inflammatory response. The record is from RefSeq and is a predicted model, not a curated record. Gene Ontology annotation, molecular function: phosphatidylinositol-4,5-bisphosphate binding; phosphatidylinositol-4-phosphate binding; phosphatidylserine binding. Bases 1 to 1392 code for a protein of 463 amino acids. The transcript is spliced from 11 exons. Lineage: Eukaryota; Metazoa; Chordata; Mammalia; Carnivora; Mustelidae.